Molecule: messenger RNA, 1104 nt
Organism: Lodderomyces beijingensis
Lineage: Eukaryota; Fungi; Ascomycota; Pichiomycetes; Serinales; Debaryomycetaceae
Source: the annotation of a GenBank genome assembly
AUGAGUAAGACACCAAUACCAUCUGAAUACGACGAUACAAGAAUUUUGGGGUACGAUCCAUUAAUCCCUCCUGCCCUUUUGCAGCACGAAAUCAGGGCUUCUGCAGAAAGCUUGGACGUUGUUAUAAGAGGGCGUUUUGAGGCGGGCCAGAUUUUGAAAGGCCACGAUGACAGGUGUUUAGUUAUUGUUGGACCUUGCUCGAUUCAUGAUACCAAGGCCGCCUUGGAGUAUGCCACGAGGUUGAAGAAGUUGAGCGACGAGUUGAAGGAUGACUUGUGCAUUGUCAUGCGUGCAUAUUUGGAGAAGCCAAGGACAACUGUUGGCUGGAAAGGCUUGAUCAAUGACCCUGACGUGGACAAUUCCUUUGACAUCAACCGCGGCUUGAGGAUUUCGCGUCAGUUGUACUCUGACUUGACCAAGUCGGGCUUGCCCAUUGGUUCAGAGAUGUUGGACACAAUUUCGCCUCAAUACUUUUCCGACUUUUUGAGUUUUGGCGCUAUUGGCGCUAGAACCACCGAGUCGCAGUUGCACAGAGAGUUGGCUUCCGGGUUGUCGUUCCCAAUUGGGUUCAAGAAUGGUACUGAUGGUGGCUUGGCGGUUGCCUUGGAUGCGGUUCAGGCGUCGUCAAAGGGCCACCAUUUUAUGGGUGUCACUAAAAACGGUACUGCUGCCAUCACCACUACAAAAGGUAAUGACAAUUGUUUCAUCAUUUUGAGAGGCGGCAAGAAGGUUACAAACUACGACUGUGACUCGGUCAAGGCUGCCAAGGAGGCCAUUGGCAAGUCGACCGACCCAAACAUCAAGUUGAUGGUUGACUGCUCGCAUGACAAUUCACAAAAGGACUAUCGAAAUCAGCCGAAGGUGUUGGAAGCCGUGGCGGAACAGAUUAGCAACGGCGAAGAUACUCUUAUCGGGGUCAUGAUUGAAUCGCACUUGAAUGAGGGCAAGCAAUCGAUGCCUCCUUCAGGACAAGGAAAGGAGGCCUUGAAGUACGGUGUUUCCAUCACGGACGGCUGCGUUGGCUGGGACACUACAGUGGAUAUGUUGACCAAAUUGAGUCAAGCUGUUCAAAAGAGGAGAACGUUGAAAAAGCAAAAAGUAUAG